GCCGCCUGACCAUGGCCGAGGAGCUGGUCCUGGAGAGAUGUGACCUGGAGCUGGAGGCCAACAGCAGCUACCACCACACGACUGACCUGUGCCAGGACAGGCUGGUAGUCCGACGUGGGCAGGCCUUCCGCCUGGCACUACACUUUGAAGGCCGAGGCUACGAGGCCAGUGUGGACAGCCUGACAUUCAGUGUGGAGACCGGCCCAGCUCCCAGCGAGGAGUGUGGGACCAAGGCCCGUUUCCAGUUGUCUGACGCUAUGGAGGAUGGCAUCUGGGCGGCUGCGGUGGUCGACCAGCAGGACAAUGUCCUCUUGCUACAGUUCAGCACCCCGGCCAACGCCCCGGUCGGCUCAUACCGACUCCGCCUGGAGACCUCCACCGGCUACCAGGGCUCCAGCUUCAUGUUGUGCAGUUUCGUCCUGCUCUUCAAUGCCUGGUGUCCAGCUGACGAGGUGUACCUGGAGUUGGAAGAUGAGCGGCGGGAAUACGUCCUCACCCAGCAGGGCUUCAUCUACCAGGGCUCGGCCAGGUUCAUCAAGAGCACACCGUGGAACUUUGGACAGUUUGAAGACGGGAUCCUGGAUAUCUGCCUGACACUCCUCGAUGUCAACCCCAAGUUCCUGAAGGACGCCAGCCGUGACUGCUCCCGUCGUAACAGCCCUGUCUACGUGGGCCGGGUGGUGAGCGCCAUGGUCAACUGCAACGAUGACCAGGGUGUGCUGCUGGGUCGCUGGGACAACAAGUACGAAGACGGCAUCAGCCCCAUGUCCUGGAUCGGCAGUGUGGACAUCUUGAGGCGCUGGAAGAAUGAAAGCUGCCAGCGGGUCAAGUACGGCCAGUGCUGGGUCUUCGCUGCCGUGGCCUGCACGGUGCUGCGGUGCCUUGGCAUCCCCACCCGCGUUGUGACCAACUACAACUCAGCCCAUGACCAAAACAGCAACCUGCUCAUCGAGUACUUCCGCAACAAGUUCGGGGAGCUCCAGGGUGACAAGAACGAGAUGAUCUGGAACUUCCACUGCUGGGUAGAAUCGUGGAUGACCAGGCCGGACCUGGAACCGGGGUACGAGGGGUGGCAGGCCAUUGACCCCACACCCCAGGAGAAGAGUGAAGGGACAUACUGCUGCGGGCCGGUCCCCGUCCGUGCCAUCAAGGAGGGCGACCUGAGUACCAAGUACGACGCGCCUUUCGUCUUUGCCGAGGUCAAUGCCGACGUGGUGGACUGGAUCCAGCAGGAGGAUGGGUCCAUGCAGAAGUCAAUCAACAACUCGCUGACCGUGGGGCUGAAGAUCAGCACCAAGAGCGUGGGCCGAGACGAGCGCGAGGACAUCACCCACACUUACAAGUACCCAGAAGGGUCUGCUGAGGAGAGGGCAGCCUUCACCAGGGCCAACCACCUGAAUAAGCUGGCGGAGAAGGAAGAGACAGGAUUGGCCAUGAGGAUCCGUGCAGGCCAGAACAUGAACAUGGGCAGUGACUUUGACGUCUUCAGCCACAUCACCAACAACACAUCCGAGAACCACAUCUGCAGCCUCCUGCUCUGUGCCCGCACCGUCAGCUACAACGGGGUCCUGGGACCUGAGUGCGGCACCCUGCAACUGCUGGACCUUACGCUGGAGCCUUUCUCGGAGAAGAGCAUUCCUCUUCACAUCCUCUACGAGAAGUACUGUGAGUGCCUGACCGAGACCAACCUUAUCAAGGUGCGAGGCCUCCUGGUUGAGCCAGCCACCAACAGCUACCUGCUGGCUGAGAGGGACAUCUACCUGGAGAAUCCAGAAAUCAAGAUCCGGAUCCUGGGUGAGCCCAAGCAGAGGCGCAAGCUGGUGGCCGAGGUGUCGCUGCAGAAUCCACUGACAGUGCCCCUGUCAGGCUGUGCCUUCACCGUGGAGGGCGCCGGCCUGACUGAAGAGCAGAAGACCGCGGAGAUCUCGGACCCUGUGGGGCCAGGGGAGCAAGCCAAGGCGCGGGUGGACCUGCUGCCCCUCUACAUGGGCCGUUACAAGCUGGUGGUGGACUUCGAGAGCGACAAGCUCAAGGCGGUGAAGGGUUACCGGAAUGUUAUCAUCGGCCCCUCUUAA
Molecule: messenger RNA, 2075 nt
Organism: Elephantulus edwardii (Cape elephant shrew)
Lineage: Eukaryota; Metazoa; Chordata; Mammalia; Macroscelidea; Macroscelididae
Gene: TGM2
Product: transglutaminase 2
Exons: 13
Coding region: 12-2075 (687 amino acids)
Biological process (GO): peptide cross-linking
Molecular function (GO): protein-glutamine gamma-glutamyltransferase activity
Source: RefSeq, a predicted model, not a curated record